Messenger RNA from Saccharomyces kudriavzevii IFO 1802, 531 nucleotides. It is a transcript of the gene NAT5, whose product is annotated as peptide alpha-N-acetyltransferase subunit NAT5. The coding region runs from base 1 to 531 and encodes 176 amino acids. Gene Ontology annotation, molecular function: acyltransferase activity, transferring groups other than amino-acyl groups. The transcript has a single exon. The record is from RefSeq and is a predicted model, not a curated record. Gene Ontology annotation, cellular component: NatA complex. Gene Ontology annotation, biological process: mitotic sister chromatid cohesion. NCBI's taxonomy places the organism in Eukaryota, Fungi, Ascomycota, Saccharomycetes, Saccharomycetales, Saccharomycetaceae.
AUGGGUCGUGAUAUAUGCUCCUUGGACAAUGUCUACGCCAACAAUCUGGGCAUGCUAAUUAAAUUGGCUCAUGUAACAGUACCUCAUUUGUAUCACGAUGCAUUUUUCACUGCCUUAUUCGCAGAAGAUACCUCAAUGACAAAAAGUAAAAACCCAUCCUCAAAAAAAGACGUACGUUUCACACAGUUGGCCUAUUAUAGCGAAAUUCCAGUAGGUGGUUUGGUUGUCAAGUUAGUCCCUAAGAAACAGAACGAGCUAUCCUUAAAGGGCAUUCAAAUCGAGUUUUUAGGCGUGUUGCCUAGUUAUAGACAUAAAUCAAUUGGCACUAAGUUAUUAAAGUUCGCAGAAGACAAGUGCUCAGAAGCUCAUCAGCAUAAUGUUUUCGUCUACAUACCAGCAGCGGAUAAUUCUGCUAAGCAAUGGUUUAUAGCUCAUGGCUUUGAACAGCAUGGCGAAAGUAUUGGAAAGUUCAUAAAGGAUAUAAACGGUGGCGAACAAGAUGCCAUCUUACUGAAAAAGCAUAUUUCUUAA